AUGAAAGUUCUACCAGUACUCUUAGCAGUUUGUUCAAUAGCUUCUUCAGCUGGUGCAUUUCCGUUUCAACCUUUGAGAUAUCUGGAAGUGGCAGAUGGUGAAAUAAUAGCUGUAACUGAGGACAAGAAAUUGUCGCUCUUGAGAGGAGGCAUUAAGUUCUUUGAUGUUACCAAACACUAUAAAAGAGGUUAUUCCUUUUUCGAGGAACAAGAGGAGACACCUAUUAUUCCCGAAUUCGAAUAUCCUACCAACGUUACUCAUUCGGAUGUACUUGAGCCGCUAUUCAAAAAGAUCGAUCAGUCUUGGAUGCACGACAAGUUAGCACACUUUACGAAUUUUUAUACCCGUUACUACAAAUCUGAGACUGGUUAUGAAGCUGCUCUUUGGCUCUCAGAACAAAUUGAGGCUCUAAUUGAGGGCCUACCAGACGGUUUCGUCUCAAUCAAACAUUUUGACCACAAUGAAUGGAAGCAAUUUUCUAUUAUUGUUAGGUUCGAAGGUUCUUUGAGCCCAGAGAAUGUUGUGGUAAUUGGUUCCCACUUGGAUUCCAUAAAUCUAUUGUUACCUUCUAUAUUACCUGCACCAGGAGCAGACGAUAAUGGAUCAGGUACAACUAGUAACCUAGAAGCCCUACGUAUUUUUGUAGAAUACCUUAAGUCUACAGAAACUCCGCUGAAAAAUUCAGUUGAAUUUCACUUUUACUCAGCUGAAGAAGGUGGAUUACUGGGAUCGCUUGACGUAUUCACUGAAUAUGCAAAGUCCGAGAAACGUGUUGUUGCUAUGCUACAGCAGGAUAUGACUGGGUAUGUGCACGAUCCCCAAAAUGAACACGUCGGUGUUAUUGUGGAUUACACUACGCCUACACUAACUGAUUUUACUAAAUUGGUAGUAGAUGAAUACUUGAGUAUUCCAUAUGUCGAAACUACAUGUGGAUACGCCUGCAGCGAUCACGGAAGUGCCACGAAAAAUGGGUUCCCAGCAGCGUUUGUAAUCGAAAGUACAUUUAGAGAAACAAGUAAAUUCAUCCACAGCACUAUGGACACCAUAGACAGAUUAAGUUUCAGCCACAUGGCCGAACAUGUUAAGUUAGUUCUUGGUACCGUUUUUGAAUUGGGUGAAUGGGAUCACUUUGUUAAGAAAUGA
Messenger RNA from Kazachstania africana CBS 2517, 1143 nucleotides. RefSeq names its product putative aminopeptidase. Gene Ontology annotation, biological process: proteolysis. The record is from RefSeq and is a predicted model, not a curated record. The transcript has a single exon. Bases 1 to 1143 code for a protein of 380 amino acids. Lineage: Eukaryota; Fungi; Ascomycota; Saccharomycetes; Saccharomycetales; Saccharomycetaceae. Gene Ontology annotation, molecular function: metalloexopeptidase activity.